UGGCCGUGUCUCAGAUCCGACAGGUCUGUCCGCAUCGUCGGUGCUGUUGCAUCUGCCGCCAUCAUGCUUAUUCUUGUUUCCACAUCUUUUGUUUUUUUUUUGUUUUUUUGCACCUUCCCUUUCUUUUUCUCAGCGUCCCGGCGUUUUAAUAUACCCAUCAUCGUUGUUCUCUUAUAUCGCCCCCGGUUUGGGCUGAUGGAUCACAACCUCCGCCGAGCUGGACUUGGGGACCGGCCAUCCUCCCCGACUGCUCUUCCGACCCGCCCACGGCCUAUUGGCUGCUGAGACUGAGCAACCCAAGGUCGUGAGAAAGAGCCUGGAGCUUCGUGGUCUAGGGGCCAGAGACAGAGGAGGGGAGGGAAAAUGCGCGGUUACAAGGAGGAACUGGCGCACAGCGGCGACCGACAGACCCUAUCACCAUCAUCAGAUCCAACUGCUCUUGACAGCCCGAUCAAGGGCGAUCUCGAGUUCCAGGGACAGAGGGAACAUGGGGGUCGGACUCUGCCCACCAUCACGUUGGUGGCGCUGGCCGGGCUGUUUCUGUCGUCCGCCACCGGCAUCAUCUUCUUCGCCCUGGGUGGCCUGCAGUCCAUCAUCGCGCGCAGCAAUGAGCUGCCCAGCCGUGUCGUCGUCCUAGUAGCGUGCGCCAUGGGUGCUCUGUACAGCCUCAUCCACCUCUGGGCGGCCAGGACAGCCUACAGGAAGAAGGAACACGGCUCUCCCCAGAUGUACGGCAACUACGUGCAUGCUGCCGGCCUGCUGUUGAUACGCCUAAGCUUCCCAAUCUGGAUCACGGCCAUUGUCACAAGCGCGCUCGCCGCGGCGAGGAUCGGCCUCGAUGUCUCGGGGCCGUUCAGGGUCGAGUCUAGCCAGACCGUCUUCGUCAACUUGCUUGUUUCCACGACUGGCCUUAUUUCCAACUUUGGCAUACUUUGCUGCGUCGAAUGGUCCAUGACGCCCUUUGCCACAGCGCUCAUCUCAAAAAACGAAUUCCUGGAAUACAGGGGACGGAGUCCGAGCCCCGCCGUCCCGCCACCGCCCCACCCCUGGUCCCCCGUCGAGCCGCCCGUGGAUCGCUAUCGCUCGCUGAACCCCGGGGACCGGGCCACCGGCGCAUGGCCCGCCCAGGGCCUCGCCGCAUCCCAAGCAGCGCCUGCCUCGUUGGCGCUUCCUACCUUAACCGUUCCGCCAGGAACAGCCAUCAGCGAGACGGUCGCCGUCGCCAUUCCCCCGAUCCCCGCCAUCCGCGAUCAGCGCUCGCCAGUCCACAUGGCCUGGCGCCCGCCAUCGCAUCACGGGAAGCGCUCCGCGGACGAGAGGGCACGAAACCACACCCGCGCUGCAUCAGCCGUUUCAACGGCCCAACCAAGCGACGCUCCGCUAGGCGAGCGCGAGCCGAAGUUGCCUGACGUGUUCGUCAUGUCUCACCAAGACUGGAGGUCCAUCAUGACCUCCCACUCGACACCGGCCACGCCAACGGCGGGCCCGAGUACAGCCCGGGCGUCUCGGCCCUCGACCUCGGCGGCUAGUCGGCCAUCCCUGCCAAGCCGGCCAUCGGAGAGCCGUCGGCCCUCGACGUCAGCCGGCCCUCAACGUGCCCCGGCACUGGCGGCCCCGGCAGAGGUGUUUCCGGAAAGGAGUCGGCGCAAGUCGAUGGCGAGCUCGCCGCCGCCGCCAGUCGGGUUUGGUUUCCGCGGCGGAGCCACGCAAAAAUCCGCGUCGGCAGCAACACAGAGCGCGCCUAGCCCCAAGGCGCCUAGCCCGAGGGCUAUGUCGCUUCGGUCGCACCCUCCGUUUGGUGCGCCGCUCAUCCUGCCUGAGCUGCCCAAUAUGGCACCUCCCCCCGUCCCUCCCGUUCUCAGCCGGCCGGCGGGUGGCCUCCCGGCCGAGAGACCGCGGACGGCACCUGGAAACGCGUCUGCGUCGGCCGGCGGGUGGAGCGUGAAGAGGAAGCCGGUGAGCGACCAGGUAAUGGCCGCCGACGAGACGGCGAGCCUGGAUACCUACUCGACGGAUGAGGACGACGGCAGCGACGAGGAAGAGGAAGAUGACGACGCGCUCUACCCGGCCGAGGAGACGCGUAGCGUUAUGUCGAGGACCGCGAGGAGAGUCCGCAGGGCCAGGGCUAAAGAGGAGGCGCUGAAGCGCGCGCAGUCGGUCAACAAGAACUUCUCGCGGCCGCUGCAACGGUCCAAGUCGAUGGCCAGCAUACGGCGAGCUUCUAAUAUCCAACAGCAAAGGAACAACAAGACCAUAAUUGCUACUACCGGUAUCUAA
This is a messenger RNA of Gaeumannomyces tritici R3-111a-1, 2277 nucleotides long. RefSeq lists its product as hypothetical. The coding region runs from base 364 to 2277 and encodes 637 amino acids. The record is from RefSeq and is a predicted model, not a curated record. The transcript is spliced from 4 exons. NCBI's taxonomy places the organism in Eukaryota, Fungi, Ascomycota, Sordariomycetes, Magnaporthales, Magnaporthaceae.